Exserohilum turcica Et28A is the source of this 1400-nucleotide messenger RNA. RefSeq lists its product as uncharacterized. Bases 150 to 1400 code for a protein of 416 amino acids. Lineage: Eukaryota; Fungi; Ascomycota; Dothideomycetes; Pleosporales; Pleosporaceae. The transcript is spliced from 4 exons. Gene Ontology annotation, molecular function: O-methyltransferase activity. The record is from RefSeq and is a predicted model, not a curated record.
GGGGGCGACACAGAACGAACCGUGAAAUGAAUCGCAGUCUGCCACCAAUAUGGAAAGAUGUGCCUCGGUGUCCGAGGGCGAAGAUAUAAAAGACGCGAUAGGGAGCUGAAUGGAAGGUUUGCUCGAUUUUGAACUUUGACUCAAUCAUCAUGGCUUCAUCACCAAGCCGUAUAGCCGAGCUGGCCGCUGCCAUCACACAUCACACUGCGCGAGUGGAUGGAUUUCUGUCCGAGAAGAACCUGCCACAGCCGUCUUUUGAUAUUGACUGCCCGGUCGAUCUUGGACUACCUGCCGACAUCGAGGAGUCGCGUAUUGCCGUUCUUCGAGCAACUCAGGAGCUGAACGAUCUUCUCAAAGGUCCAAAGGGACUCCUCUUCAACCAUCAGUCUAAUUUAUUGGUCCAUCUCAAACUCAUCGCUCGUCAUGAUAUCGCGAAAAAGGUGCCGGUGAAUGGCGAAUCAACAUUCAAAGAGGUUGCAGCAAGCAUAGGUCUGGACGAGGGAGCUGUCACACGUAUCCUUCGCAUGGGCAUUGCGCAUCGCAUAUUUCAAGAGCCUCGCCCUGGCGUGAUGGCGCACUCUGCAGCUUCGAGACAGCUUGCAGAUGAUCACGGUGCGUUAGACUGGGCUAGAACAAAUGUUGAAGAGAUGUGGCCUGCGGCUGAAAAGCUUGUGGAGGCAUUGGAGAAGUGGCCCGAGGCCACUGAACCCAAUCACACCGGAUUCUCGCUGUCACACGGAACCGAUUUGCCUUUCUAUGCAGUGCUAGACAGCGAUCCGGCACGAGCUCGUCGUUUUGGCGAUGCGAUGAGCUUCCUCGCCACGGGCGACGGGUUUUCGUUGCGCCACUUGACAGAUGGAUAUCCGUGGCAGUCUGUGGCUUCAGGUACCGUUAUAGACAUGGGCGGCUCUCACGGCGACGCAGCCUUUGCUCUCGCUCGCAAACACCCCGACCUCCAUCUCAUAGUGCAAGAGCUCCCAGCAGUUGUUGCGAAUUCCAAAGAACAGGAUGGCCUCAACGUUAAGUUUAUGGCCCACAAUUUCUUUGAUGAGCAACCUGUCAAAGGCGCCGACGUUCACUAUUACCGCCGGGUCUUACACAAUUGGUCUGACAAGUAUUGCUUCAAAGCGCUCAGGGCACUGAUACCGGCUUUGAAGAAGGGCUCACGGCUAUUGAUCGUGGACACGAUUAUGCCGCCUCCAUGUGUACUUCCCAAUGACAUUGACCGAAAAAUUAGGAGUGUCGAUCUGGUCAUGCUGGAAAUUGGCAAUGCCAAGGAACGCACUCUAGAUGAGUGGAAGAUUUUGCUUCAAGAAGCGGAUGGGAGAUUCAAGUUCCGCGAAGUCUAUCAGCCUCAAGGAUCUAAACUGGCAAUUAUCGAAGCUGUCUGGGAAGAAUAG